AUGAUUGGUAAAGUCGAAAAUCUUGCCGCAAAUAAGCUUCUGCAUGGAUUCAGGUUAAAGAGAUCCUUUGAAGUGGCAGAGUUUCGAUUACUAGUUGCUGAGCUAGAACAUCAGAAGUCGGGUGCAAAAUACUUGCACUUGGCACGAGAUGAUCCCAGCAAAACAUUCAGUGUUCAACUUAGGACUGUUCCUCACGACGAUUCUGGUGUUCCUCAUGUUUUAGAACAUACUGUUCUUUGCGGGUCCCAAAAGUAUCCUUGCCGUGAUCCGUUCAUGAAGAUGGCCCAGAGAAGUCAAGCUACAUUCAUGAAUGCACUUACUGCCAGCGAUUGGACUAUGUACCCUUUCAGCACAAUGAAUGAUACUGAUUUCCAGAAUCUUUUAAAAGUCUAUCUAGAUGCUGUUUUCCGACCUAAAAUCGAAGAGCUUGAUUUUAUGCAAGAAGGAUGGCGUUUAGAACCAGAAAACCUUAAAGAUAUGACAUCGAAUCUGGUUUUGAAGGGCGUAGUCUUCAAUGAAAUGAAGGGUGUAUUUUCUAACUCACUGAAUCGUUUUGCUCAAACUAUCAAAAACAAGUUGUUUCCGCAAACUUACGGUUUUGUUAGUGCAGGGAGUCCAGAACGUAUUCCAACACUAACCUACGAGUAUCUGAAGGAGUUUCACAAUAAGUAUUACCAUCCGAGCAACUCAUGCUUCUAUACUUAUGGCAAUGUAAACCUGGAAUAUUGUCUUGAGUAUCUUGAUUCAGAGUAUCUUCAACAUUACGAUUUUUCAGUUCAAGACAACUCAGUACCAUUAGAAUGUAUAUGGGAUGAACCCAGAUUAGUUCAGUUGACAUGUGAACCAGAUCCAAUGAAUCCCCACCCAGAUCGUGAAUGCUGUGUAUCUCUUAGCUUCCGUUUGGAUGAUAUUUGCGAUGUUUACAAAACUUUUGUGCUUGGAAUAGUUUGUAGUUUGUUACUAGAUGGUGAUAAUGCACCUUUAUAUCGUGGUUUAAUUGAGUCAGGAUAUGGUCUAGACUGGAUCGACAGUGUCAACGGAAUCGAUCGCGAAACUCGCACUACAAGUUUUCAUGUCGGGGUACAAGGUGUUCGCGCAAAUGAUCUGGAAAACUUUCCCCAUAUAAUCAACGAUAUAUUAUCUGAAGUCGUUCGGGACGGUUUUGCAAUAAAAGAUGUUGAGGCUACUCUUCAUCAGUACGAACUGGAAAUUCGUCAUGAGUCGGCUCGUUUUGGUUUAAAUCUAAUCCUGAACCUGUCCAAUGCUGUUAAUCAUGGUGUUGAUUUGAAUGAGUUCCUGAAAAUUGAAGCUAAUGUGGAUCGAUUUCGACAGGAAUGGACCAAAGAUCCGACUAUGCUUCAAAGUUUUGUUCAACAAUUCUUUCUAGAUAACAAACACAAACUGACAACUGUAAUGCGUCCUGAUCCAAACUGGAAGUCCAUAGAAGCCAAGAAGGAUGAAGAAAAUUUGGAUAUUCUGACAAGGAACAUAACACCGUUGGAAAGGGAAAAAUUAACACUGAAGGCUCAUCAACUCCUUGAAAAACAAAAUCAAGAAGAGGAUGUUUCAUGUUUACCGUGCCUCGACAUUUUUGACGUACCUUUGGAAUGCAGACCAGAACCGUUUACACUCACACAAACUUCAGAUUUUCCUGUCCAGUUGAACGAAGCAGCAACUAAUGGUCUAGUUUAUUUCCAUGCUUUGGCUGAUUUGAAGGAUUUGCCUUAUGAACUACUACCUUACGUUCCACUGUUUUGUUCGUUGUUUACCAGAUUGGGAGCGGAUGGAAUGUCUUACUCAGAAAUGAGCCAAGCAAUGGAUCUACAUACAGGUGGUUUCAUUGCUUCUCCUUUUGUUACACCUAAAAUACCAUCUUGUUCAAAAACUGAAUUUUCGUCUGCAUCUCGACAAAUUCAUUUGUCCAGUUAUUGUCUUGAAUCUAAAAUACCUAAUUUCUUUGAACUUUGGUCAAAACUUUUCCGUUCCCCAGAUUGGUCCGAUCAGGAGCGUUUAUCAACUCUGAUUCAAAUGUCAGCUGCAGGUGAAUGGUCAGCUAAUGCAAUUUCAGAUUCAGCCCACCAAUUUGCGAUGUGUCGCGCAGCUGCCAGUCUUUCAUCAACUCGGCUUACUCGUGAACUCUGGUCAGGGAUUGAGCAGGCUAGAAUCAUGCAACAUAUUGCCGGCGAAAUCGGAUUAGAAAGUGACAAACGAAGUGAUGUUCUUUCAAACAUUACUGAACGUAUGAAGGCUAUUUGGAGUUAUAUUACUUCACAUAAAAGACUAAAAUUCAGUCUUCAUGGGGAAGCCGAUGGUUUAAUGUCAGGAUUAAAGCACCUUGAUGGAUUUUUAAAUGACUUAUCACAAUCAUCAAAAGUGUCGACCAGUUUAUUGAUUGAAGACUCUCAAAAUCCAGAUGUUUUUCCAAAUAUUUCUCGGAAUACAUUUUUUGCAAUGCCGUAUACAGUGCACUAUGCUGCUAAGGCUAUUGAAGCUCCAAGCUAUGACUCUGAAGAUUAUGCAAGUUAUCGUGUCUUGGCUCAUUUACUGUCGUUUAAGUACCUACAUCGUGAAAUAAGGGAAAAAGGUGGUGCUUAUGGUGGGGGAGCUGUUGCCAAACCGGAAGCGUUUUUGUUUUACUCCUAUCGUGAUCCUUAUCCUCUCAAAACGCUAAGUAGUUUUGAAAAUGCUAUAAAAUGGGCCAGCUCCAGAGAAUUUCAAGAUCAAGAUAUUAAAGAAGCUAAACUUUCUGUUUUCCAAGAAUUGGACUAUCCUGUUUCAGCGGGUUCCCGCGGUCUAACCCAUUUUUUGAAUGGGAUCAGUGAUGAUUUGAGACAGUCACACAGGAACCAGGUUUUCUCUGUUGACGCAUCAAAAAUAAAGGAUAUCGCUGAAAAAAUUGUACAAAAAUUAUCUGAUACGUCAGAUUAUCAUAAUGUGGGUCAUGUGGUCAUAGGCCCAGAGAGUAGUCCGGAUUGGAUUCAAGAUACUUCCGAACAGGAUUCCAAAAUUAUAUGGGAACGUGUAAUAAUGAUGACUUAGAUCUACUACUACAUUUGUAAUGCAACUCAUUAAUUUAAUUUGGCAUUGUCUUUACAAAACUUAUGUAUGAGAUCACUUUAGAAGAUGACUCAAUUUCAUACAUUGUUCUUGAAGAAAUAUAUCACUAGUUUUCUCUGUCG
Schistosoma spindalis is the source of this 3179-nucleotide messenger RNA. The record is from the annotation of a GenBank genome assembly. Lineage: Eukaryota; Metazoa; Platyhelminthes; Trematoda; Strigeidida; Schistosomatidae.